Molecule: messenger RNA, 1744 nt
Organism: Peromyscus maniculatus bairdii (prairie deer mouse)
Lineage: Eukaryota; Metazoa; Chordata; Mammalia; Rodentia; Cricetidae
Gene: Krt15
Product: keratin 15
Biological process (GO): epithelial cell differentiation; intermediate filament organization
Cellular component (GO): cytoskeleton
Molecular function (GO): structural molecule activity
Source: RefSeq, a predicted model, not a curated record
GCACUGUAGCCUGGUUUCAGCCCAGCUCAGAAGCUCCUGCUGGAGUCUCUCCUGCUUGAAAAGGACAAGAAGGCACAGGCUGCCUGACCAUGGCCACCACAUUCUUGCAAACUUCCUCCACCUUUGGAGGUGGCUCUACCCGAGGGGGUUCCCUCCGUGCUGGUGGAGGCGGCUUUGGUGGAGGGAGUCUCUACGGGGGAGGCGGGAGCCGAAGCAUCUCUGCUUCUUCUGCUAGGUUUGUCUCCUCGGGGGCCGGAGGGGGAUAUGGCGGUGGUAUGAGUUGUGGUUUUGGUGGUGGUGCUGGUGGUGGUUUUGGUGGAGCCUUCAGUGGGGGUUUUGGCGGUGGCUUUGGUGACUUUGGCGGUGGCGAUGGAGGUCUCCUCUCUGGCAAUGAGAAGAUCACCAUGCAGAACCUCAAUGACCGCCUGGCCUCCUACCUGGACAAAGUGCGUGCCCUGGAGCAGGCUAACACGGAGCUGGAGGUGAAAAUCCGAGACUGGUACCAGAAGCAGAGCCCAGCCAGUCCAGAGAGAGACUAUAGCCAUUACUUUAAGACCAUGGAAGAGAUCCGGGACAAAAUACUGGCUGCCACCAUUGACAACUCACGUGUCAUCCUGGAGAUUGACAACGCCAGGCUGGCAGCAGAUGACUUCAGGCUCAAGUAUGAGAAUGAGCUGGCCCUACGCCAGAGUGUGGAGGCCGACAUCAACGGGCUGCGCCGGGUGCUGGAUGAGCUGACCCUGGCUAGGACCGACCUGGAGAUGCAGAUUGAGCACUUGAAUGAGGAGCUGGCCUACCUGAAGAAGAAUCACGAGGAGGAGAUGAAGGAGUUCAGCAGUCAGCUGGCUGGCCAGGUCAAUGUGGAGAUGGACGCAGCACCUGGGGUGGACCUGACCCACGUGCUGGCCGAGAUGAGGGAACAAUACGAGGCCAUUGCAGAGAAAAACCGUCGGGAUGCAGAGGCUUGGUUCUUCAGUAAGACUGAAGAGCUGAACAAGGAGGUGGCCUCCAACACAGAAAUGAUCCAGACCAGCAAGACAGAGAUCACAGACCUGAGACGCACCAUGCAGGGGCUGGAGAUCGAGCUGCAGUCCCAGCUCAGCAUGAAAGCUGGGCUGGAGAACUCCCUGGCAGAGGUGGAGUGCCGCUAUGCCACACAGCUGCAGCAGAUCCAGGGGCUCAUCAGCAGCCUGGAGACCCAGCUGAGCGAGCUCCGCUGUGAGAUGGAGGCUCAGAACCAGGAGUACAACAUGCUGCUGGACAUAAAGACUCGGCUGGAGCAGGAGAUCACCACUUACCGCAACCUGCUCGAGGGCCAGGAUGCUAAGAUGGCUGGUAUUGGUGCCAGGGAAGCCUCCCUGGGAGGUGGAGGCAGCAGCGGCAGUGGCAGCAGCAACUUCCACAUUAGUGUGGAGGAGUCAGUCGAUGGAAAGGUGGUUUCUUCCCGUAAGAGAGAAAUCUAAGUGUCUGGUGCAGGAGAAAAGACCCUUGCCACGCCCCCCAUGACCCCUGCUCUCCCUGGGCUGAGAGAGGUGCAGGCCAGAGAGGUUGGAAAAGCAGACUCCAGUCCAUGCUUUCGGAGAGUGACCUGAUGAAGAGAGUCUCUGCUUUCCAGCUCCAGGCUCUGCAUGCUCUUCCUGUUGUACCUUUCCCUGCUUCCUUUUGAGCGGAGAGGUGCGUGAAGCAACUGACCUUUGUAUGGUUGUCUGUUCCCUCAAUAAAGAAUCACUUUUCUUUUCACAAA